Yamadazyma tenuis ATCC 10573 is the source of this 867-nucleotide messenger RNA. RefSeq names its product alkaline dihydroceramidase (gene YDC1). Gene Ontology annotation, cellular component: endoplasmic reticulum membrane. NCBI's taxonomy places the organism in Eukaryota, Fungi, Ascomycota, Pichiomycetes, Serinales, Debaryomycetaceae. The record is from RefSeq and is a predicted model, not a curated record. Gene Ontology annotation, biological process: ceramide biosynthetic process; ceramide catabolic process.
AUGUGGCUCUUUGCAAUUGAAUAUCCCCAAGAACAGAAGUUGGGAUACUGGGGAGAUAUCACCUCUACCAUCGACUGGUGUGAGGAAAACUACGUGGUGUCAGACUAUGUCGCUGAGUUUCUCAACACCACCACCAAUGCCGUAUUUAUCCUAUUGGCCCUCUUUGCUAUCUAUCAUGCGCGACAGAACAAGCUCGAGUGGCGGUUUAUCUUCACGGGACUUGGGUUCUUACUCGUGGGAAUCGGGUCUUGGUGGUUCCAUAUGACGUUGAAAUACCACUUUCAACUCUUGGAUGAAUUACCCAUGAUCUAUGCCACUUGUGUACCCUUCUGGUCGGUGUUUAGUGAGUUCAGAAACCCGAAGGAUUCGGUGAUGAUUGGCGUGGGCAUCUUUAUGGGUGCAAAUUUAUUGACGUUGAUAUACGUCUGGUUCAAAGACCCUACUUUGCAUCAGGCAGCAUAUGGGAUAUUGAACUUUGUGAUCAUCUUCAAAUCAUUCAGAUUGACUGAAAAAUAUGUGUCAGAUCCGGUAGCUCGGUCAAACAUGCACAAGACCAUGUCCUUGGGAAUAGGGUUGUUUUUGUUGGGAUACAUUUUUUGGAAUUUGGACAUUCACUUCUGCUCAUCCAUUCGUCUGAUCCGAAGAAACGUGGGAAUUCCGUACGGCUUUGUUUUAGAGGGACAUGGCUGGUGGCACGUAUUCACUGGGUUGGGAGUGUAUUACUAUUUGGUGUACGAAGAAUAUUUAAGGUGCUUUUUGACUAAAACCGAAAGGUUUUACCACUUCCAGUGGAAGUUUGGUCUCCCUGUUGUCUACUGCCAUGACAAGGAUGGGUUGGCCAAGUUUAGAAAUGCUAAGCAUGACUAG